This is a messenger RNA of Fundulus heteroclitus (mummichog), 1856 nucleotides long. RefSeq names its product protein phosphatase 1K, mitochondrial. Gene Ontology annotation, biological process: protein dephosphorylation. The transcript has 9 exons. Bases 129 to 1268 code for a protein of 379 amino acids. The record is from RefSeq and is a predicted model, not a curated record. Gene Ontology annotation, molecular function: protein serine/threonine phosphatase activity; cation binding. NCBI's taxonomy places the organism in Eukaryota, Metazoa, Chordata, Actinopteri, Cyprinodontiformes, Fundulidae.
CUCAAAAGUCACAGCGCGAGCGCCACUAACCGCUCGAGGCGACUGUUGGACAUCUGUUGCCAAGGAAACUGAAACAGGAGGGAAAGUUAAGUUUUUACGUCAUUAACGGCUGUUAAGGACAGUCAGUCAUGCCGUCUCCUGUGCUGCUUAACCUUCUACGCUGUGGCCGCUUCUCCGUGGGCAGACAAACCCUCUUCGCUGUACAGUCCACCCUGGAGGCCUCCACACAGUCUGGGCAGUCUGGUGGACCGUUGUUGGGGCUAGUGGGCGUGCGACGGGCGAGCGGGUCGAUCAGGUUCGACAGCGACGGCAGUGGCCAGCCGGUGACCUGGGACUCCUUUGGUAUUUGGGACAACCGGAUAGAAGAACCAAUAUUGCUACCUUCCAGUAUCCGUUAUGGAAAACCCAUUCCGCAGAUUAGUCUGUCUCGGGUUGGCAGCGCGUCUGUUUUGGGUCUCCGGAAGCAGAACGAGGACAGACUCCGCAUUGCCCGUAUCCAUGACAACCUGCUGUACUUCGCAGUGUUCGAUGGCCACGGCGGCCCGCAUGCUGCCGACUAUUGCUGCACCUUCAUGGAGAAAUUCAUCAGAGACGCUUUGGAGGAGGAAGAUGAUCUUGAGAAAGUUUUAAAGAAAGCCUUUUUAGAUGUUGAUACAGCUCUACACACACACCUGAGCUACUUCAACAACGACACGUUUCUGAGAUCGGGUACAACAGCAACAGUUGCUCUGCUUCAUGACGGCAUUGAGCUGGUGGUUGGAAGCGUCGGUGACAGUCGGGCGAUGCUGUGCAGGAAGGGACUUGCUGACAAGCUCACCAAAGACCAUACACCAGACCGUAAAGAUGAGAGAAAACGGAUCCAGAGGUUUGGUGGUUUCCUGUCGUGGAACAGUCUUGGUCUGGCAAACGUUAAUGGGCGGCUCGCCAUGACACGCAGCAUUGGCGACUUCCACCUGAAAUCCAGCGGCGUCAUUGCAGAACCAGAAACACAUCGACUCUCUGUUCAACAUGCCAAUGACUCCUUCCUGGCUUUGACCACAGAUGGCAUUAACUUCCUUUUGAGUGACCAGGAGAUCUGUGAUGUCAUCAACCAGUGCCAAGACCCCACUGAAGCAGCAGAAGUCAUCUCUCAGCAGGCCCUGCAGUAUGGCUCAGAGGACAACGCUACCAUCGUCAUCAUCCCGUUUGGAGCCUGGGGGAAACAUAAAAGCUCCACCAAUAUCUACAGCAUGAGCAGGAACUUCGCCUCAAGUGGCAGAUGGGCAUAGACAUAAACGUACAGGAAACACGACAGAGCUCAGACUAUCAUUCUAAGUUGACUUAAAGUGACCCAGAGUUUCUAAAUUAUUUAUGACACCGCUCACGAACCAGCAGUAUCAUCAUGUUUGUACCCAGCUGAGUAGUCAACACUGUAAAUAAAAUGUAAAAUAAUGAAUGUUGUAAAUAUAGAGAAUUACCGCGGUGUUUGUCCCACAUAUCAGCUUUGUAACAUUAAUUACUUUGCAUUUAGAAAAAAAAAAAUCAUUUUACCAUAUUUCAUGUGUUUUGUUCUUCAUGACAACGGGCACGCUGUCGCUGUCAUUCUGUAAGUUUUAAAUUAAAUCACCAAAAAAUAUUCAUUUCAGCAAAUAAAAAACGUAUCAAGCGGGAGGGACAGAUUUCAAUCCCUCAGAAACCGUUCAGAACCAACGAAAACAUGUUGUUUCUGUCACCAAUCCAUUUGUUAAAAUGUAUGAAAUAUACUUAACACUUUCAGCUGUUUCACUCGAUUCACUGAUUUCCUCUAUCAGACUUCUGACUCCUUACCUUUGACUCUUUGGAAUAAUAAAGUUGAACAAGUUAAGCAGUGAAACAAA